Molecule: messenger RNA, 888 nt
Organism: Penicillium crustosum
Lineage: Eukaryota; Fungi; Ascomycota; Eurotiomycetes; Eurotiales; Aspergillaceae
Product: putative Coatomer subunit epsilon
Exons: 5
Coding region: 1-888 (295 amino acids)
Biological process (GO): retrograde vesicle-mediated transport, Golgi to endoplasmic reticulum; intra-Golgi vesicle-mediated transport; endoplasmic reticulum to Golgi vesicle-mediated transport
Cellular component (GO): COPI vesicle coat
Molecular function (GO): protein binding; structural molecule activity
Source: RefSeq, a predicted model, not a curated record
AUGGAUCCCUUUUCUGCAGAGGGCGAGCUUCUGAAUAUCCACAGCGCCUUCCACUCAGGCCAAUACCAGAAUGUGAUCGAUUCCGAGACCGCCGCGCUCUCCCCCGAGAACCAACUCCCCGCUCAAGUCCUCAGACUCCGCGCCCAGAUUGCUCUCGGUCAAUUCGACGAAAGCCUCGCUGAACCCUCCAUCGAAGAGGACAGCCCCGACCUGUCGGCCGUCAGGGCCCUGGCCCUGCAGUCAUCCGGCAACACAGACGCUGCCCUGCAGCUCGCACAAGAACUCGCAGAGAACUACCCCGAAAACAACACCGUGCAGGUCCUUGCUGCUACCGUGCUCCAGGCCCAGGGCUACAGCGAGGAGGCGCUGGCGCUGCUGUCCAAGCACCAGGGUAACCUCGAGGCCGUCUCCCUCAUCGUCCAGAUCCACCUCCAACAAAACCGGACCGAUCUCGCCCUUAAGGAAGUUCAAGCUGCCAAGCGCUGGGGUCAGGAUUCGCUGCUGGUCAACGUUGCCGAGUCGUGGGUUGGUUUGAGAGUCGGCGGCGAGAGCUACCAGUCUGCUUUCUACGUCUUCGAGGAGCUCGCUUCCGCACCCGGUACCUCCGCACCGCUAUCUAUCGUCGGGCAGGCUGUCGCUGAAAUCCACCUGGGUCGUCUUCCCGAGGCCGAGGCUGCCCUCACCGCCGCUCUUGAGAAAUACCCUACCGACGUGGAGUUGAUUGCCAAUAGCAUUGUUUUGAAUGUGUUGGCUGGCAAGCAGACUGAGGACCUGGAGUCCCGGUUACAGCAGGUCCAGCCCGCACACCCCCUUCUCACUGAUAUCCAGGAAAAGAGCGAGUUCUUCGAUACUGCGGCUGCUAAGUUCUCUGCCAAGGUCUCAUCGUAG